AUGCUUGCUUUCUGUAUUUUCUUCUUCUUAAGCAUAGUUUCCUCGAAGUACGCAGUGAUGCAAUAUGGCCAGAAUUAUUUUGUUUAUGAGCUUGGUACGUGCUAUUACUACACAAACAAAUACAUCAAUUUAUACGAGGAAGAUAAACAGAUUCGUACGAAGUCUGGCACGACGUGCAAAGAAAUGGAGGAUGACCCAUCUUUCAAUGCUUUAUUUGCUAUUUACGAACUUCGUGAUGAUAUUCCCGAGUUCUCAGCAGUGCAAUAUUUGUGGGAUUUGAAUGAAAAAUGUGAACUAUCCGACAAAGACGGCCAUCCACAAGAAUUUUUGUAUGCGGCGGGGUGUAACAAAGACAUCUCUGGUAAAUUCUAUAUCCAAUAUGUAUACGACGAAGAUAAGAACACAGUCUCAAUUAAUAAAUACUCAGAUGAAAAAUGCACAGUGGCAGAAGGAGAAGUCAUCACAAAAACAAAAGGUGAAUGUUUGAAGGAAACUGCUGGGUAUGUCACUUACUCAGACAAUAGUGUUAAAGUGUUCGUCAUAUUAGCGCUUGCAGUUAUGUUCAUCUUCUAA
This is a messenger RNA of Entamoeba invadens IP1, 573 nucleotides long. RefSeq lists its product as hypothetical. The coding region runs from base 1 to 573 and encodes 190 amino acids. NCBI's taxonomy places the organism in Eukaryota, Evosea, Mastigamoebida, Endamoebidae. The transcript has a single exon. The record is from RefSeq and is a predicted model, not a curated record.